Molecule: messenger RNA, 3940 nt
Organism: Ruditapes philippinarum (Manila clam)
Lineage: Eukaryota; Metazoa; Mollusca; Bivalvia; Venerida; Veneridae
Exons: 19
Coding region: 332-2458 (708 amino acids)
Biological process (GO): protein ubiquitination
Molecular function (GO): metal ion binding; ubiquitin-protein transferase activity
Source: RefSeq, a predicted model, not a curated record
GAUUUAAUAACAGUAACUGUUUAACAAUCAAUUGAAAUACUAUUUUUUCUUUCUUUCUUCAUUGUAAACAAGGAAGUUUAAUUAUGAAAAAAUAUCACAAAUAAAAUACGUGUACUAUAUAUUUAUAUUUAGCUAGGGAAACCAUAAAUCGUCCUAAAUAUAGACGAUAUGGAAAGAUUACACAAUAAGAUCUUAUUCAUAAUUCUUUUUACACGUAAAAUGUUGUGAACUAUUAGGAUAGAAAGAAACAAAUGUAUACUUUGUUGAAUAAGCAAUGAUCCUGAUGAAAGUUUGAAUUAAACGGCCGAACAAUUCCAGAAAACAUAUAAAAAUGGAGGAUGAGCUUCUUAAAGCUGCACAGGAAAUCCAGAUAUCCCAGAGGUUUAUGCUGAAGAGAUUAAACGAAAUAUAUCAUACGUCAGAUGGACAAUGCAGUUGCGCAAGGUCACAAGAACAUUACAGAAGAGAAAUCGACGAAUUAGAAUCCAAGGUAAAAGAACUAGAAAGUGUCAUAAAUGAAAAAGAUACUCUUCAGAAAGAAGAAGAAAAAGAACAUCAAGAGUUAAAAGAACGAGUUGAGUUGCUUGAAACAUUUGUGAUGACACUUCAAACGGACGAUUCUAAGAUACACUCUGCAACUUUGAAACAGAAAAGAGAUGAGAUAGAAAAUGGACAUGCUGUUUCUGAGAAAGUCUUCCGAAAUGCUAAUCUUCAGGAUACAUAUCAGACUAAAAGCAGUGAGAAUGUAAGUCAAGUAUAUCGUACACAUAGCAUUGAAUAUUCCAAAGCCUCAACAGAAAAGAGUACUUCAGACGAUGUUUUCACCAAGAAAACAGUACCUCAGGAAAAACUGUCACCCUUGUUAGCUAAAUCUAAAGAAAACACCGUUGCACAAGAACCAGUUGUAAAGAAAGACAAUUUCGUUUCAGAAAGCAGGAAGAAGCAAACUGCACUAACUAAAGGAUCUUCAAGAUUACUUAAACCACCAGUAAAGGAACCCGAAGGUGCAAGCCGAGAUGCCGCCUUUACAAUGGAGUCCAUUAAAAUGGUUGAGCAGACAGAAAGAAAGACACAUGGCAAUGAAGGUUAUUGGAGAUACCUAGCAAGAAUUGAAAUCGAAGAUGGGCAGAGAACACUUAGAGAUUUACAGGGUGUUCAUACUACUAUUAUUCUUGAUAUCUCAGCAAGUAUGGCGGAAGAAAAUGCAUGGACGCAUGCAUCAAGAUUUGUUCUAGAUUAUCUUAACGGCCUUGAGGAAAUCUCCACGCGGUAUGGACUUUCCAAUGAACAUGUGGCCCUGGUGACGUUUGGACACGAUACACGAGUGCAACAGCGGUUAACGAAUAAAUACAAGUUGAUUCGACAGCUUGUUGAAAAUCAGCGGCUCGGAGGACCAAGUCCACUGUAUGGAGGACUGGCAUUGGCAAUAGCAGCAGCAGGAUCAUCAAUUCACCAUAUAGAGAAAGUUAAUCAAGUGGCAGUAUUUCAUAAAGUAAUAAUAGUGACGGACGGUUUUAUUACUGAAGUAGGCCAGUAUGAAGGACCGGAUAAAGCAGUCGAAGAUUUAAACGAAACUAAAGCAAAGUUAAUACAGAUCAUGGAGGAAUUCAAGGGCAGUCAACCUGACAUGUAUUAUGUCCAAGUAGGGAAAGGAAGCGAAGAAACACGACAGUUUAGCGAAUUAAUGAUGGCUAUAGUAGAUGGCAAAAAACUUGAUUACAAAUCUGGACGACAGUUUUCAAGGCGUACUUAUUUAACAUCGAAAAUAUCAGAUCCGUUUGGACUUGAUCCGUUGUCACUGUUCGGAGGUGGUCGCCAAUCAUUUGAAGAUUGUUCCCAGGAAGACAAGCUUAUGAUUGAGGAAAUUAAAAGUGAUGCGCGAAAAUCUUUGUUCACCGGAAUGCUAGCAAAGCAGUCGAGAAAUACAUACAAGGAGUUAUCAGGUAGUAAUUUACCACCAUUGGGAAGCCGUGUAAGGCGAGGACCAGACUGGCAUUGGGACAUGCAAGAUAGCAACGGUCCUGGCACAGUAGUUGGACAUGGUGAUGAUGGAGUGCAUGUAUGGGUUGAAUGGGACGAAGAUGGUCGAGUCAAUGUUUACGGGUAUGGGGCAACUGGUUAUGAUGUUCUCAUUGUUGAUGAACCCCGAAAACUGAAGAUUGGGCAAGAAAUCGCAGUUGGUUGUGUUGUUAGACCAGGUAAAGAUUGGACAAAAUCUGCAGGAAACGCUCAAAACUGGCAAAGAGGGGUCGUUAUCAAAGUUACAGAGCCCAAAGCUACAGUCCGCUGGGAGGAUAAAGAAAGAGGGGAUUACACUUACAGUGGAACUGGAAAAUGUGAAAUAGAAGUUUGUUCUGGAUUUCGAGCUUUUGGCUCAGAAGGACAUACUCUUGGAUCAGAUUUUACAGAAAGGCAACCAGACAAAAAGAAAAAGAACAAAAAUAAAAAUGUCAACUGAUAUCAAUAAAAACGUAUUGUGUUGGUGCCAUACCAUUUGUUGACAUGAUAUGAUCUACGGACAAAAAUUAUUAGAAUAAAAUUUACCUAGGAGAAACGUGUGAAAUUAAGUGAUCAAUUCCUUAAAUAUGAAGAAGAAGAAGAAAUGAAAUUACUCUUUCACUUACAGCAUUAGCAAAUAUAUACGAAAAAGCUGUAGCUUUCCGUAUACCAUUUUAAUGACAUAUCCAUUGUAUAAGUGAAAAAAACAUACAUUUUUGUAAAUAAUGUCAGAAUAUUUUGAUGCAUAUUCAGAAAUUUAUUGGAUUAAAAUUCUUAGAAAUCAAAGGCAACUUAUCGGCACGACAAUUGGUGAUCGUCGGAAUCUGUCAAUUGCAACUUUCAUACUUUCAUUACAACUUUCUCAUUAUCGAUACAUGAUUGUUGAAAAGUACUCGCUUAUUAUACACCAUUUUUUGCAAUAAUUCGUUACCAUGAUAGACUUUUGUUAAUCAUCGACUAGUGACUAUUACUGAAAUGUCAAAUUUCUGUAUAUGAAAUAUAAUUGUAAUAAUGUGAUACGUUUUAUAACAAGUACAAGUGAGGAUUGUUUCUUCAAUAAUAUGUUUGUAUACAUUUUAAACACAAAUUUUAGACAAAAUACAUUUGUAUUAUAAAAAAUAAUAAUAAUAAAUAAUAAGAAUAAUAAUAAAAAAUCAAAACAAAAAUAAAAAAAAUCAUAAAAUCACAGGGUUCAUCUUAUUGUUAUGGUACACAUGUAUUCAUUACUAAGACUUUGAUAUCUUUAUCGAUCAUUUUUAUAUGUUCAUAUUUUGAUUUAUGUUCAUUUUUUUUAUGUCGAAAGAGCAGAAAUGAGAAAUAUACAUUUUGUUGCUAUAGGCAAAUGUCAGCAAGUUCAUCAGACAUGUAAAUUGUAAUAUGCAUCAAGUCAUCAGCAUUAUCUUUGUUUGCACACAUUCCAGUCAAAUUCUUUUUCAAUGCCGUCCGUUAUCAUUAUUAUAUAUCUCCUUCCAAUGAUUUUUUAUGUGUGUAUAUAAAAGUUUAUAGAAUUACAUAUUUUUCUAAACAUUUUAAAUUCAACUAUUUUUAAAGUGUAUAAAACUAUAUAUCUGAUGAAAUAUUUUAUAGCAAUUGGAAUAAAAAACACAAAAAAACAACAACAAAAAAACAAAACAUAACAGUAGAAUUAUGUUGUUUUCAUAACUUUGUAACAUAAAAAUUCUAUAUAUUAAUGCAACAUACAUAUAUAUUGUACAUAAACAGAGUAUUUAUAUAUGGCUUAUUGAAAAUAAUUGACAAUGAAAAUUUUUAGUGUAUGAAAAAUUGACACCUAUGGAUCGAUUUUAUCUGUUUAAUGUACAUAGCUUAUUACUAUUAUUGAAAAUAAUUGCAAGAGUAUAAAUAAUUGAGAUUUUGCUAAAUUAAAUGUAUUACAAUGUACUCAAAUCAUGCAAAUUGAAAUAUAAUAAAAAUGAAAUCAUGA